UAGCUGUGUGUGUGUCUUUAAUGUUGUAUAUAUGGAAGGAUGAGAAGGAGACGACAAAUAUCACAACUACCCAAAAUCAUCUUUGUAGGCUAGCUAGCAAGCAGCCAUGAAUUCAAAUUUAGUGGGUGUAUUUCGUGAGAGGGAAAUCGAUGGGAAACCAUUCCACACAUACACUUUAUCAUCUCAAACAGACACCACAACUCCUUCUUCCUACGGUGAAACAGCCAUUGAUGGCGACGACCACCUCUCUCUUCAACAACCUCUUUUCCUCUGUCCUUCUUUACGUCUUAGAGUUUACGGGGAAAACAAUUCUUAUACUGAAUUUCUCCCGUACAAUACUUCCCCUCACUUCCCCAGCAUAACAGGCGUUGAUCAACAAGUCCAGCAUUUGCUUGAUUCCGACAGCCAACAAGUCCAUGAUUUGCUUCAUUCCGACAACAGCCAUGAUGAUGAUGGUGAUGAAAUCUGUAAGCUCCCUGUUGUCCCUAUCUAUUGGUGUAACAGUAAAAAAGAUGAGUAUUUACAAUUCACUUGCGGUGCAUGUCAACUAUCGAAAAUUGGCACAGACUAUUAUAUCUGUCUCAGAUCUGAUCAAAUGUUCCACAAAGAAUGCGUGGAGUCUCCGCUUGAGAUCAAACACCCUUCCUAUCCCUUUCUUUCCCUCAAACUUUACCAUAAUUUUAGCGAAAACGUGAAUUGCAUCUGCUGUGAUUUAGCUCUCUUUAGCAUGCUUUAUCAUUCUUCCACCUACAAACUUAGUAUGCAUCCUGUUUGUGCGAUGAAGCCAAUACCCAUUUUAAUAGACCACCCAAAAAGGCACCCCCACCUUCUCACCUUUUUCCCUAAACAAGCUUCCUUACUUUGCGAUGUUUGUGGCCUCGUUAAAGAAUCUUUUCCCACCUAUGUUUGUGUUCGAUGUAUCUUUGUAGCCCAUCGAGAUUGUAUUUAUUUCCCGUACGUCAUUAAAAUAUGCCGUCACCAACACCGUAUUUCUUUUAUCUCUUCUCUUCCAUCCGGCAAAUGGUCUUGCGGAGUCUGUCGUCAAAAGGUUAACAACAAUUGUGGUGCGUACACCUGUAACAAGUGUAGACACUAUUUUGUUCAUACAAGAUGUGCGUUGCGGGAAGACGUGUGGAAUGGAAAGGAUCUCGAGGGAGUACCUGAAGAACCUGAAAUAAUUCUCGAGCCAUUUGAGACAAUAGCUGAUGGAAUAAUACUUCAUUUUUCUCAUGGCCAUCAUCUCAAACUCGAGAACAGUAGAGUUUACGACGAAAACAUUAUUUGUCAAGCGUGCAUCCUUCCAAUCUAUGAGGGUAAUUAUUAUUCGUGUAUGGAUCAAUGCGAUUUCGUCCUCCAUGAGGCAUGUGCAAAUGCUUCUCGCAAGAAAGAUCAUGCCUUGCACGGUCACCCACUUACGCUAAAAGUCCAAGGUGAAGAUUCCUUUUUCUGUUCUGCUUGUUGUCGUCAAAGUUGUGGCUACGCCUAUGGAGUUGGAUCUUACCAAAUAGACUUCCGGUGUGCCUCGGUUUCUGAACCAUUUGAAUAUCAAGGCCAUGAACAUCCUUUAUUCCUAGCUUUAGACCGACAACAAGAACGUAAGGCAACUUGUCAAAUCUGCCAACGGAAAAUUGCUUUUCUUCGAAAACUAAAUUGCAUCGAAUGUGAUUAUGUUCUAUGUUUUAUUUGUGCUACUUUACCAUACGAGGCAAAGUAUAAGCACGACAAACAUUUCCUCACAUUCCGAGAAGGGAAAAAAGGAAGUGAUCAAUUAGACUGGUGUGAGGUCUGCGAAAGAAACAUAGUAUACUCAAGAAAAGAUGGCUUCUAUGCGUGUGAUGACUGCUGCACCACUCUUCAUGUUCGUUGUUUGCUUGGAGAAGACAUGUAUAUGUCGAAACCUGGUCACACCAUAAUGAAUAAUAAGAGGGAGGUUCAUAUUCUUCCCAACAAUACCCGGUCUCGACCAUUCUGCCAUCAUCAUGAUGAAGACCGUUGUCCAUACAAAGUAAUUUUCAAAUGGCAGGACAUGACAUUUUGUUCUUACCGUUGUUUGAUAAAGUAAAAUGUCUUCGCUUUGUAAUCUUCAUUCCUUGUCUACAUUUUGUAAUCUUUUUCUUUUAUCGAUAACGCUUUGUAAUUAUCUACAUCUACUGUGACUUUCUUGUCUUCUUCCAAAUCUGUUUU
Arabidopsis thaliana (thale cress) is the source of this 2184-nucleotide messenger RNA. RefSeq names its product Cysteine/Histidine-rich C1 domain family protein. The transcript has a single exon. NCBI's taxonomy places the organism in Eukaryota, Viridiplantae, Streptophyta, Magnoliopsida, Brassicales, Brassicaceae. The record is from RefSeq and is marked reviewed. Bases 107 to 2062 code for a protein of 651 amino acids.